Diospyros lotus (date-plum) is the source of this 1740-nucleotide messenger RNA. Its product is annotated as 7-deoxyloganetin glucosyltransferase-like. Gene Ontology annotation, molecular function: UDP-glycosyltransferase activity. The transcript is spliced from 2 exons. Bases 77 to 1540 code for a protein of 487 amino acids. The record is from RefSeq and is a predicted model, not a curated record. NCBI's taxonomy places the organism in Eukaryota, Viridiplantae, Streptophyta, Magnoliopsida, Ericales, Ebenaceae.
AAAGCUUUGUAAACGGCUGGAGACGCCCAUUGAUUAGACGCGACGCGACACGAGAGACGGAGAGAGGUAGCCCAAGAUGGAGAAAGAGUCGCCGGAGAAGGGGAAGAAGCCGCACGUAGUCUGUGUUCCAUAUCCAGCUCAAGGCCACAUCAACCCCAUGCUUAAUCUAGCCAAGGUCCUCUAUUCCGGAGGCUUCCACAUCACCUUCGUCCACUCGGAGUUCAACCACAGGCGCCUCCUCAAAUCUCGCGGCGCCGCCUCCCUCGCCGGCCUCCCCGCCUUCCGGUUCGAGACUAUCCCCGACGGCCUGCCCGAAACUGUCGCGGAAGCCACCCAACACAUCCCCACUCUGUCCGAGUCCACCAGAAGGACCUGUCUGCCUCCCCUGAAACGCCUUCUCGGCAAACUGAACUCGUCCGCCGACGUCCCGGUGGUCUCCUGCAUAGUCACCGACGGCGGCAUGACCUUCUCUCUGGACGCCGCCGAAGAGCUUGGCGUUCCCGGAGUCAUCCCCUGGACCACCAGCGCUUACGGCUUCAUGGGCUACGCCCACUACCCAAGUCUCAUCCAGAAGGGCCUUUCGCCGCUAAAAGAUCAGAGUUGCUUAACGAAUGGGUACUUGGAAACAGUGAUAGAUUGGAUUCCGGCAAUGCAAGGCGUACGCCUCAAGGAUUUGCCGACCUUCAUCCGAACCACCGAUCCUAACGAUAUAAUGAUCGAUUUUGUUAUAUAUGAAAUCUCGAGAGCUCGCACGGCUUCUGCGAUUAUACUGAAUACAUUCGAGGAAUUGGAGCGCAACGUUUUGGACCCACUUUCUCUCAUUUUCCCACCGAUUUUCCCUGUUGGACCCUUGCAUUUGCUCGCGGAUCGGCUCCAAGACGAGGAUCUUAAGUUGAUCGGAUCAAAUCUCUGGAGAGACGACAUCAAUUGCCUUCAAUGGCUUGAUUCCAAGGAGCCCAAGUCCGUCGUCUACGUCAACGUCGGAAGCAUCGCGGUGAUGAAGCCGGACCAGCUGGUCGAGUUCGCCUGGGGAAUCGCCAACAGCAACCAACCGUUUUUGUGGGGAAUGAGGCCAGAUCUCGUCGAGGGUGAAUCCGCCGUUCUCCCUCCGGAGUUUGUGUCGGAGACGAAAGAGAGAGGGUUGUUGGUGAGUUGGUGCCCGCAAGAAGAGGUUAUCCGGCACCCGGCGAUCGGCGUGUUCUUGACCCACUGCGGGUGGAACUCGACAUUGGAAAGCAUUACUGCCGGCGUUCCGUUGGCGUGCUGGCCGUUCUUCGCCGAGCAGCAGACCAACUGCUGGGCCUGCUGCACGCGGUGGGGGAUCGGAAUGGAGGUGGAGGAAGCUGUUGAGAGGGGCAAAGUGGAGAGGCUUGUGAGAGAAUUGAUCGCCGGAGAAAAAGGCCGGGAAAUGAGGAAAAGGGCCGGCGAGUGGAAGAAACACGCCGAAGAUGCGGCGGAGAGUUCGACUGGUUCGUCUUCCUUCAACCUGCAUAAACUGAUGGAGCAAGUUCUUCUCUCCCCGAGGAGAACCAAUCUUUAAACUCAUUACUCCCAAUAAUUAUUAAUUAUGAUUUGGCAAAUGGAUUUGGUUUAGGGUUUAUUAUGGUCAAGGGUUCUGUAUAUGACCCAUUACCAGAUACGCUCUGCUAAGUAUUUUUUAUUUUUAAGACGUUAUCUCAAUAUUAAAUGUAUUGUUAUUUUUAUCCUAUGUUUGUUUCAAUAUAAAAUAUUAAUUACAAA